Molecule: messenger RNA, 2115 nt
Organism: Mus pahari (shrew mouse)
Lineage: Eukaryota; Metazoa; Chordata; Mammalia; Rodentia; Muridae
Gene: Shcbp1
Product: SHC binding and spindle associated 1
Exons: 12
Coding region: 113-2032 (639 amino acids)
Biological process (GO): fibroblast growth factor receptor signaling pathway
Source: RefSeq, a predicted model, not a curated record
AGCACUAUUAGAGCAGUUACUGAAAGCUGAAGAUGCUCCUCUAUCCGAGUACUGACGCUAGAGAUGUCGUCAUCGCGUUUUGGUUUGUGACAGCCGCCCGCGUAAAUUUGAAAUGGCUGAUGAUUUGCCAGCUGGUGGAGUUCUGGAAUCUAUAGCUAUGGUUCCACCGAGACCUGACUUGGCGGCGGCGAAGGAACCGGCGCCCUGGAAGGAAGGUUUAUUCCAGGAUGCAGAUCCAUGCAGUGAUCAAGGCUAUCAUGCUAAUCCAGGUGCUACUGUAGAAACUCUCAUGCCAGAAAGGAAAAUUCCUUUUCCACAAAUUAUCCAAACAAAUGAACUUCUGUUUUAUGAACGAUUCAGAGCCUAUCAAGAUUACAUUUUAGCUGACUGUAAGGCCUCUGAGGUAAAGGAAUUCACAGUCAGCUUCUUGGAAAAGGUCCUUGAACCAUUUGGAUGGUGGGCAGUCUGGCACACUAAUGUGUUUAAGGUGUUGGUUGAGGUUACAAAUGUGGACUUUUCAUCAUUGAAGGCAGUAGUAAGGCUUGCAGAGCCAUGUAUCUAUGAAUCUAAAUUGAGCACUUUUACCUUGGCCAAUGUGAAGGAGCUUUUGGACCUGAAGGAGUUUCAUCUGCCUCUGCAGGAGUUGUGGGUGGUAUCAGAUGACUCACGUGAAUUUCACCAGAUGGCACUUGCAAUUGAGCAUGUCAGAUUUUUCUACAAAAACAUCUGGAGGAGUUGGGAUGAAGAAGAGGAGGAUGAGUAUGAUUAUUUUGUCAGAUGUGUUGAACCUCGAUUAAGAUUGUAUUAUGAUAUACUUGAAGAUCGAGUUCCCUCAGGACUUAUUGUUGACUACCACAAUAUGUUGUCUCAAUGUGAAGAAAGUUAUAGAAAAUUUUUAAAUCUGAGAAGCAGUUUGUCAAAUUGUAAUUCUGAUUCUGAGCAGGAAAAUAUCUCCAUGGUGGAAGGGUUAAAUUUGUAUUCAGAAAUUGAACAGUUGAAACAAAAGCUAAAGCUUAUUGAGAAUCCUUUGUUGAGAUAUGUUUUUGGUUAUCAGAAGAACUCUAAUAUCCAAGGAAAGGGUACUCGUCAAAAUGGCCAGAAGGUCAUCCAUGUGGUUUCCUCCACAAUGAAGACAGGUCUACUUCGAUCUCUACUCAGGGACAGGUUUUGGGAGGAGUCUUGCAAAGAAGAAACGGAAAUUAAGUUCCAUAGUGAUCUGUUGUCUGGUAUAAAUGCCUGCUAUGAUGGUGACACUGUCAUUAUUUGUCCUGGCCAUUAUGUAGUUCAUGGCACCUGCUCCAUAGCUGACUCCAUUGAGUUGGAAGGAUAUGGUCUACCAGAUGAUAUUGUCAUAGAAAAGAGGGGCAAAGGAGAUACUUUUAUGGAUUGCACGGGUAUGGAUGUUAAAAUUUCAGGCAUAAAAUUUAUUCAGCAUGAUUCAGUAGAAGGAAUCUUAAUCAUUCACCAUGGCAAGACCACACUGGAAAACUGUGUAUUACAAUGUGAAACCACAGGAAUCACAGUGCGCACAUCAGCAGAACUUUUCAUGAAAAACUCAGAUGUAUAUGGUGCCAAGGACUUCCUUGAUGAACAUUAUGAUAUUCCCAAAAUAUCUAUGAUAAAUAACGUCAUACAUAAUAAUGAAGGUUAUGGUGUUGUUUUGGUGAAGCCUACAAUUUUCUGUGAUCUACAGGAAAAUGCAGAAGAUGAAAUUAAUGACAAUAUGGUUCAGAAAAAUAAAGAGGCAGAUGUCACUGAAGGAUUAGAUCUGGAAGAAAUGCUUCAGUGUGUGGCUAGCAAAGUGGAGCCUUAUGCCACAGCUGACUUUAAUGAACAAGCUAAGGGAAAUUGUGAAAUUAUAAAUGAACUACUUGCUAUUUCCAUGCAAAAAGGCCGGAUGAAGAAAAGACUGAGUGAACUUGGGAUCAUACAAGCUGAUGACAACAUAAUGUCACAGGAGAUGUUUAUUGAAAUUAUGGGGAACCAGUUUAAGUGGAACGGCAAAGGGAGUUUUGGCACAUUUCUUUACUAGCUACAAUGAUAUCAAUAGCUCACAAAAUACUGUAUUUUGAACAUGUCUUAAGCAUGCUGCUUAUAUACUUUGCUUCAUUUUCU